Molecule: messenger RNA, 866 nt
Organism: Cuscuta europaea
Lineage: Eukaryota; Viridiplantae; Streptophyta; Magnoliopsida; Solanales; Convolvulaceae
Source: the annotation of a GenBank genome assembly
UAGUCGAUGGGCCUGGAGCACAUUUCAUGAAAACCCAAUUGUUGGUAACACUUAUGCCCAGCCCGACUACUCAACGAUCGGCGUUUCUGAAUUCUGAUAGCUUGUGAUGACCUGAGCUCCGCAGGAAUCUAUAACAGUCGCAAUCGUUGUCGGGGAAGCCAAGAAGGCAAGAAGAAAAUGAAGUUUAUUAUGGAAUUCGCCGAGGAUUUGAUUCUGAGAUUGAUGGAGGAUCCGGUGGAGAGGGAUCGGCACUUCCGUGAACGUCUCUACGCAGUGAAGGACAGGUGCAAGAAGACAAAGGAGAUGUGGAGCCUUCCUCUUCGCCCGUACGGUUUCUGGACCUUUGAACGCCACAAUGCCCAGAUCUUUUCGGACUCUAAGAUUAGUCAAGCUCAAGGUCGCCGUGAUCCUUACGACGACCUGCUUCAGAAUGUCCCGAACACCUCCACUUCACAUUCCUCUUCUACAUCCACCUCCAAGUGACUAUGGCAUUUCAGGGCAUGAAGCGUGACCACUCGGCUUGAGAGCUAGAAUUAGAAGUGAAUAAGUUCCAUACUGUGUGUGAUUAAAGAUAUACUCCACCUUAUGAUUCUACUCAUUUUGAUGCUGCAUUUGGAACCAUCAUGUGUUUUAUUUGAUACCCUGCAAUUGAAACAUCGAAACCUUUGGUGUUCAUUCUGCUCAACGCUAUCUCAAUUCAUGUCUACGAGCAAUCAUGGCUUCAUCUUCUAGCAUUUUAAUGCUUUACUUGCACCUCCUUAUUUUUUUCACUGGGAGCAUACAUAAACUUUGGAAGAUUUUUGUAGCCUCUUUAUUUUGUAUGGUGAAAGGUUUGAAAGGAAAGGGGAUGAUAGCUUAUGAAUACA